Molecule: messenger RNA, 1383 nt
Organism: Durio zibethinus
Lineage: Eukaryota; Viridiplantae; Streptophyta; Magnoliopsida; Malvales; Malvaceae
Product: transcription factor bHLH162-like
Biological process (GO): regulation of transcription by RNA polymerase II
Cellular component (GO): RNA polymerase II transcription regulator complex
Molecular function (GO): DNA-binding transcription factor activity, RNA polymerase II-specific; RNA polymerase II transcription regulatory region sequence-specific DNA binding; protein dimerization activity
Source: RefSeq, a predicted model, not a curated record
AGCCCUUCAGCAAACCCCACCACUAGUUCAUAUCAGGAAGCUUUUGCCUUUGCCUUUCUUUUCUGAUAAUGGAACCUUUAAGGCUUUAACAGUCAAAGAAGAGUACACACAUUACCCUGUCUGGCAAUGCUAUUUUUUUUUUUAUCACUGUUUCUAAUUAAGUUUAAUUUGCUUCAGAGGAAACAGUAGUGAUCCAUGGAGAACAACCGUAACUCCUCAACAAAAGAUAGAAAACUUAUUGAGAGAAACAGGAGAAAUCAAAUGAAAGCUCUCUACUCGAGGCUCAAUUCUCUCGUACCGCAUCACAACUCUAGGGAAUCAACGUCGCUCCCUGAUCAGCUAGAUGAAGCUGCAAACUAUAUAAAAAGGUUACAGACAAACUUGGAGAGAAUGAAGGAAAGGAAAGACAGCUUAAUGGGACUAGGAAUGUCGACAAACACAGCAAGCAGGAGCAGUAGUGGGACAAAAUCUCUUGAAAUCCAGAUUCAUGAAAUGGGUUCUUCUUUGGUGAUUGGGUUAACAACUGGCUCCAACGGUCACUCCAUUUUCAAUGAGACAAUUCGUAUUAUUCAUGAAGAAGGAGCGGAGAUUGUCAAUGCCAGUUUCUCUGUUGUUGACGAUACUGUUUUCCAUACCAUACAUCUUACGGUCGGGGAGUCAGCAGCAGAUUAUAGAGCUGCGAGGAUAUCUGAGAGAGUAACGAAGUUUGUCAAUGAUGCUGAUGCAUGACAUCAAAUGCAGUUCUAAUGGAGUAAAUAAUCUGAUCAUUUAAUUACUCUAUCUUCUGUUUGGUUUUUAGUAAAACGUUUCUCAGAAACCUCUCAAGGGAUGAAACAUGAAGCUCCAUUGCUGCUUUCUAAUUAGUAUAUGAAAUAAUGCUGCUUGGCAAUAUACCAGAUCAAUUGCUAUGAUGGUUUCAAUUCCCAACUUUUUUCAAAUUACCCUUCAAAUUAAAACUCAUAUGCUACAAGCAACUACCAACAAUAUUAGAACCUACAGGAUUAAACAACAUUUAAUUACAACUUUUUUGUAUUGUUAAUUCUACUUUAUUUAGAAAGGAUGUGGUUUAUAUUAAUGUUCUAUAUUUGAUAUAUUAUACGGCUUCAAAAUGAUGUUUCUUUGCCAACAAUCAUAUGAUUAGGAGCUAGCGUGUCGGAUUUUUAGUUCCAAUUAACAUAAUUAAAUUUUUUAUAAUCUUGAAUUUAAAAAAAAAAAUUAUGUUACUUUUGUUAAUGACCAAUUCUAACCAGUCAGGUUUUCUUUUCAAAUGAAUUUCUCAUGAAUUAGCUAGCUAGUUUGACCAGUUUCUAUGUAUCUUUAUUACUUAUUAAAUUUCCCUUUCUUUUGUGCAAAUUUCUUUCUCUUUAUUGAUUCUCUGUUUGG